AUGAUCAAUGGUCUUAUAACGGACAAUGAAAUUUCAGUAAACGACGUCAUUAGACAAGUUCUUCGUGGAAACGCCUCUUCAACGACAUCAUCGGAUGGUUCGCGUCUGAGUAAUCCGCAUGAUAAUAAGAUGACAGCAAUGGCUACCACAACCGUAUCAUCGGCAAGUUCCUCUACCUCGAAACCGACCACAAUGGCGCCGGUAACAACCAAUGUUUGGCAGCAAAGAAUGGCUGCUCGUCAACGCGAGCAACAGCAGCAACUGGCGAUGAGCUCUAGCAAUGCUACAAAGGAAAUCUCAGCGCCGCACAAUUCUGCGGACAACUUUUCUGCAACGUCAGUCACAGCGACCUCAACGCCUUCGCUUUUGAGAAGAACCGCUGCUCCUUUCGCCAGUAGGUCAGAAAGUCAACCGGCUAGCACAGUCCCGGCUCCGAUCGGUCCUCCAAGCUCAUCAGCUUCCCUCGAUAAAGAGCUGCCGAGAAAAGCACCAGGGUACAGAUCACCGAGUACUCAAACCUCGUCUAGUUCAUCUGCGCCGGUCGAACAAACUAUCAUUUCCUCGGUUGCAUCAUCGGUGUCAUCCACACCUCCACCAGCACCAAUUGGGUCGGACUCAUCGGCUCGUUGUGUGAUGAAUUCACCGCCAAUCCCUAUCGCUCCACCACCAGGAUUUUCUUCGCUAGCUUCAGAAGUUUCGAAGUCCGCAUCCGUCAAAGCAACUGUGAGCCCAUUGUCAACGCCGUCAGUGGAACCACCUGGCGUUGAUGUUGUUAUAUCGUCGCUGAACGAUAUCGCCACAUCUACCGUUGCUCCAGUAGGAAAACUAUCGAGUGCUGAUUCUCUUACAACCCCCACAGGAACAGGAAAUGACCUCUCAGCCAUGCAAUUCCUUGAUGAAACUACACGUGCUAAGCUUGCAGAGAUAUGGGGAACAGGUAAACAAGACCAAACAUCACAGGAACAAGCUUGGGGUAAUCAAGUGCUGCUAAACAACUUCGCUAAUCUUAACAUUCGAAGCUCGUCAACUGAUUGGGCUAGCGCUCCGCACGACAACUUGUUCAUGAGCUCACCGUCAUCUAAGGUGGCCAGUGUCUCAUCCAACCAGCAGAGCAUAUCUGCUCAUCAAUCUGGAACAACUUUCGUGACGAGCCCUUCAAGCAACGACUGGCCUGUUUCUUCCGCAAAGUCGAUGCCUCUUUACGCACGACCUCAGGCCCGUAUUCCUACUGUUCCUCCGCACCCUAUAGGUAACACCUCUUCAACCACAUCUACCAUGCCACGUCAGUAUAACUCCAGCUCAAGUCAACCAGAAAAUAAUAUGCUCUUUAACCAGUUGGCUGCACAGCUACUCAUACAACAGCAAGGGGUUGCUUCAACGCCCGUUCCACCAGCCCAGUCAUACUAUCCGUCUCCGUCUUACACUGAUCCUGCUAUCAUUGGAAUGGGUCAUUUGAAUACUCCAACCACUGGUAGCGCUGGAAAUUCUGCUUCUUCUAUUGCUCCAAAAUCGGCGUACAAUAAUCCUUACCAGGCCGCAAGCAAUGAAUACGAGUCAUUGAAUUCACUGCUUAGCAGUUCUUUUGCCCAUCAUCAAAAUGGUGACUUCAAUAUUUCACAUGCGUCGUCCACAUACCCAUCGUCACCUUCUGCGGCUCGUUCACUGAAUGCAUCACGCAUUCAGUCAGGUGCUGGAGCCUUCGCUCCACCACCAGGUUUCGCUUCCGUUGUUUCCUCUCAAAGCACAGGGAUCGGUGGAGCGAAUCCGGCGGUGCCACCACCGUCUCUUAGGCCUUAUUACAAUACACAAAUGCCGCCACCGGCCGGCUUGCCACUUCAGCCGUCUCAGCAUGCCUCGUUCACAACAUAUAAUAGUCAGCACAACAAUUGGAUGUCAUCUGGUCACGGGAAACAAACAGGCGGUUUGCAACAGCAAUUGCCUUGGUGGAAUUAG
Messenger RNA from Haemonchus placei, 1953 nucleotides. The record is from the annotation of a GenBank genome assembly. Lineage: Eukaryota; Metazoa; Nematoda; Chromadorea; Rhabditida; Trichostrongylidae.